AUGAGUUCUAACUGUAAAAAUGUUAUAGCUGAGAUUGUUACGUAUAUAUCACUUCUUAUAUGGAGGCUUCAAAAAGAUACAUUCGAUUCUUCUCAAAACCAACAUACUUGUUAUACUUCAUACGUUUUACACAUCCACCAUCAAGGCCAUGAAUUGGAGGCGUCCAGUCAAACAUAUCGACUUCUUUGGCUUGUGCUUACUGGUUGUUGGUUAUCAAUCUCAUUUUUAAUAUAUAUCUCCAUCUAA
Schistosoma intercalatum is the source of this 246-nucleotide messenger RNA. The record is from the annotation of a GenBank genome assembly. Lineage: Eukaryota; Metazoa; Platyhelminthes; Trematoda; Strigeidida; Schistosomatidae.